This is a messenger RNA of Mobula hypostoma (lesser devil ray), 5763 nucleotides long. RefSeq lists its product as uncharacterized. The coding region runs from base 6 to 2012 and encodes 668 amino acids. NCBI's taxonomy places the organism in Eukaryota, Metazoa, Chordata, Chondrichthyes, Myliobatiformes, Myliobatidae. The transcript has 18 exons. The record is from RefSeq and is a predicted model, not a curated record.
GUGGUAUGAAUGUGGAACAAGCUUCCAGCAGAAGUGGGCUGCUAAAGAACAAUGAUGAAAAGUUUCGAGCUCACACCGCGAUGGGCCGAUUCUCCAUGGCACUGUCACCCACACUGGCAAACGAUAUGACCAAGGUCAGCAUGCUGAUCAGGGAAAAGCUGUACUCCAACUUCCCUGCAGUCCGGCACUUGUUCCAGGCAAACGAUCCUAAGGGAAGAGGCAUAGUUUCAAAGGAAGCCUUCACAAGGAUUCUAUGGAAUUUGUGUGGAUACUUAACCACUCAGCAAGUUAACAAUCUCCUUGGCAGCUUAGGAAUCGCUGGCUUGUCACGGAUUUCCUUCGAUGACUUCGUAAACUGCUUCCGGGAGUCUGAGGUUGGGAAGACUGAGUGGAUAAAGAACAUCCAGCCAAAGCAACUGCAGGAGGUCGGCACCAAGCUCCAGGUCCCCACCCAUUGCCUCCCCCAGCAGAAACUGUGCAAAGCUGAAGAAAGUGCGGAGAACUGUCUUAACCUCCUUAAACAGAAAGUCUGUGAAAGGAUAAGCAAGGAGAGGAAAUCAGAAAUCCCCACUGCGCAGCUUCUCAAGGAACUGGGAAUUAGCGGCGAGCAACCCGGUUCUUUUGGAACAGUGGAUCUCAUGACCACCAGUAAAACAGGUUUAAAUGAAGAUUCAGCAACACCAGUGACUAAAAAUAAACCCUGUCUGCCAAACGGGGCUGCUGAUCCCAGUGAGGACAUCAUUAGGAUAUUCCGAGAUAAGCUGCAUGAGGCCGGCGUAUCAAUCCUCCAUGAAUUUGCCAAGUUCGACAAAGAGGCCAAGGGUUUGAUCAGCAAAAGCAGUUUCCGGCACGCAUUGGUUGAUUUAAAAAUUGCAAUGUUUGUCAUGGAUAUGGAGCACCUGUUAUCCAGAUUCAAUUUAAGACGGAAGGACGGAUUGGUAGAUUACGUGACAUUCGUGAGAAAACUACAAAGCCGAUCGAAUUUGAGCCUUUUCCAGAAGCUGAUUCCACAGUUAAAUCCCAGUGAAGGAGCACCUCUGAGGGGCAUUAAAUGCAGCCUGACAUCCUCCGAGGCCACAGUCAGCUUACUGAGCCAAUGUCACCAACUUUACCUCCAACUGCUGGCAGCUUUCAGGAAGGUUGAGACUUCGGGAGAGGGUGCUGUCACUGCUCAAGCAUUUAAGGAGAUUCUUGAAAAAUACUUCCAGACUGAUCUCUCUGAGAAUCAACUUAACAGCCUCUUGACCAGAGUCGGUGAUCUGCAAACCAACCUGGUGUCCUACUCAAAGUUCCUGUCCCUUUUCCAAGACCGACCCAGCACAGGAGAGUUGAAAGAAGAGGUCAGCAAAUGUUCCAAUCUCAUGAAGAAUAAAAACGAACGAAUUGACAGAAUACGGUACAGGGAGAGGUUCGGCAGUGACUGGGCAAGAUAUGGCUUUGCACAGAAACCACGUCCGCUACAAGAGCUGCGGUCCAUCGUCUGGAACCUCCUGCAGAAACGGUUCCGACCCUUCUGUAAGGUGUUUGUGAGCAUCUGCAUCAAUGAUGACUGCACUGCAGACAAGGAGAAGCUGGACAGCAUCCUGCUGAGGAUGAACGUCAUCCUUCUCCCCAUGGAGCUUGAGAAGUUGUGGUACAGCUUGCCGAUCAGCUGCCCCAUGGAAGCAAUCUCACUGAGGAAGUUCCUCCGACACUUCAGCAGACUGAAAAAGGCAAAGGACUCGGGGAAAGAGUCACAGCCGAGCCCUGUGGCCUCGAUCCUGAGCAAACUGAGGCGGGAUGUUGUUAAGCACUGGAGCGAGCUCAAGUCCAUCCUGAGGGAGCGGGACCCCUAUGGCACAGGGAGGGUCCCCUUCAGAGAUGUCCAGGCCCUGUGCAUGACUCUGAAGUGGAACCUCCUUCCCACGGAGCUCGAUAAGCUAUGUGCGGCCUAUGACCUGGAUCAAAGCGCAGAGUUUCACUACAUCGUAUUCCUGAAAUUCUACACCAAAAAACAAAAAGAGACAGUCUAGUGGUCAAGCAGACAGUGUGAGACAGCGUCAUCCAACAUCAGAGACAGCGUAAGGAUUUGGCCUUUCCUGGUGUGCCUAGUGUUCAGGCCAGGAAACAACCUGAAUUCUACCAUUAUGUUAGUCCUCCUGAACCACCACUGACUUUUUAUGGUCUUUUCAGAGCAUUUGUUCAAACUGAAGAUCGUGAACUGUGCACCCUCUCCCUCCUGCACUUCGCCUCUACCUAAACGUCCCCUUUCCCACUUCUUCCCCCCUCUCUCUGUCCCUCUCCUCCUACCCUCCACAAAAAUUCCUUCCCUUUGCUCCCCUCUUUCCCUGCUCCCAGGCAUCCAAACAUCCUACUCCUUCCCUGCACCAUCCUUAUCCUCUCCACUUCACCCUCCUCUCUCCUGAACCCUCAGCCCUCACAAACCUGAGCAUCUCCAACCCUCCUCCCUGCCCCUCCCACUUCCUCUCCCCUCCUGUCUUCCACUCUCCCUGCCCUCCCUCCAAAGCCCCCUCACUUUGCCCAGGGAUUCCUGACUGGGCCAUAUCUAGUUGAUAACCCUGGUAGUCCCGAUAACCCAGGAUCCGGGUCUAGGCUUCACAAACAACCCUGUCACUAUGAGAUGAUGAGUUAACAGCUGCCGGUACUGGGUGAAGCCACUUAUGGCCAUACAGAAGCCUCAUUUCAAAGGUUCAAUUAUUAUCAACGUAUACAACUCUGAAAUUCUUCUUCUCCAGAUAACCAUGAAACCAAGAAAGGAAAGAACAGCAGCACGAUCAUCAACUCCCCAAAUCUCUCCUCCCCACACAAAAAAUUAACAAAAAUGCAACAGGCACAUCAACCCCUAAAUUCCCCCCCUCCCCCACACACACGAAACCUGGGAAAGAUUGGACAAAAACACAAACUAUAAAAAACUAUAGACUGAAAAAAAGCCUAUCGUCCAAGUCCAUAUCCAAAAUGCAGAAAGCCUGGGUAAUAUUUUGCGGGGACAGUGACAGGCCUUUCCCUCUGUGGUAGCAGAGUGAUCCCCCAGCAGUUAGAAGGCAGUCUUCCCUCUCCGUAGCAGAGCGAUCACACCAGUGAUCAACAGACAGGCAGCCAACACUCACCUUCUAUAUUCGCCUCGAUGUUUCAAUCUCCCUCGUCACUUUAAUCAGCGAACAAUGGAAGCUUUAAUCAGUGAAAUGGGGUCAAACAUUGGCUCACGUCCCACCCCGCAGCCUUCUCGCCACACAGUUCACGGGCACUGCCUCUGCCUCCUGGAAUCCGCUCGGAAACUGCAGUGCCAAAACACCCAAACAAUCUCCAAACUGCAAAUUACAGGCUCCAACAGUUCCAGAAUCACAUUCAAGAUGAAAAACAAACGUAAAAGACAUAAAAGAAGUGAAAUGUAUGGUUUCAUGAUGUGUCCAGAAGAUGUCAACUGAAGGAGUAUUGUAUGAAGCCGCCAUGUUGAUUGGGAGUUGACUGGAUAUUCAAAUUCAAGUUCAAUUUUACUGUCAUCUGACUGUAGGGUACAUAUAUACAACAAAAUGAAACAACGUUCCUCCAGAUCACUAUAUCACACACACCACAUAAAACAAAAUAUCACCAUAUAUAAGUUAAUAAAAUAUAAUUCUAAAUGCAUGUAGUGCAUAGCACAGGUAAACAUCUCGCUGUCCCAGUGACGAGACCUUGGCGAUGGUAGGGUAUUCAUUCAUCUCACAGCCUGACGGAAGCCUUUACCCAGACUGACAGUCCUAGUCCCGACGGUAGUGAGUCAAAGAGAUUGUGGGACGGGUGAUGGGGAUCCUCAACAAUGGAUUGGGCCCUUCAUCUGCACCAUUCCCGGUAAACGUCACAAAUAGUCAAACGUGGGGUGGGGGGGCGGGAGGUGGAGGAAGACACCAGUGAUUCUCUCAGUGGCCUUUACCAUCCUAUGUAGGGCCUAGCAGUCCGCCGCCCUGUAGCUUCACUAACACAAGAUGAUGUAGCCAGACAGGACGUGCUGGAUGGUGUUGUUUGGCUGGGGAUGGGGAGAAUUGCACAACACACUUCAGUCUCCUAAGAAAGUGCAAAUGCUGCUGUCUUCACUAGUGAGAAGGUGUUGUCAGUCCAGGUUAGAUUUGUAAAGGGUGUUACGUACCCCGUAACUGGGUUGCCAAACCAGCAGAAAUGGAUCACUCAGUUGGAGUCUGGAGUACUAGAACUAAGAAAGUUUUAUUAAAGAAACAAGCAACACAGUAAUCAAAAGGAUAAUAAAUGCAACAGUUCAGCGAUGAUAAACACACAUGUGCACAGAAUUAAGAUAACAGCAUCAAUCAAGCUCUAUCGUUGUCUAGGGGUAAAUGACCAAAUUUCAAAGUGACUCAAAGUUCAGUCCAGUUAGUAGUCCAGUUCGCAGUAAUCGUUGCCAUGGCGAUGGACAACGUGGGGGGAGAGAGAGAGAGAGAGAACAGGAGCAACUGAUCAUUCAGACACGGCUUCACUCACAGACCGGCGAGAUGGCUCACAAGGAGCUUUCGGGUGGGUCCUUGGUGAUGUCACCUGAGGUCACCGACUGUGACCCCUCCUCCAGAUGCGGUCGAUCCUCUGCGGUGAACCCGGCACCCAGGCAAGGGCGGACACACACCGGGUUCCCGCUGAUCGUACCUUUCCAUCCUGGCCGUUGUCUGGUACCUCUCACCGACUCGUGAGAAGCGUACCGCUUCCAGGGUCUUGUUACCUCGGGUGGCGUGUGUGUUGCCUUAGCGAACCGGUCCCUUUUUAUCCCCCUGCUGGGGUAUCGCCUGUCCAUCACUUCAAACAGUUCAAGAUUCAAAGGGGGGAGCCGCUCCAGACAGCUCUCUCUCCCACGUCCCUUCAUCUCCAGACUCUGCUCCAUUGUUCCUUAUCUCUCCUUCCCCUGAGGGCAGGUGGCAGACCACUUGCUGAUGUCACUGAUGCUAACCCAGGCCAGCAAACAUCUUAAUUUUAUGUGUAUUCUCGUCACAAGGGAUUGAAUGAAUAUUUGAGCAAAAGGAUUAUAAACCAUUGUGUGUAAUAGUCAAUCAUAACAGAACUAGAAUAGACUUUCCUACUUCAUCUAAACACCCCACUCCUUCUGUUCACCCUCCUUAUCCUUUUUCAACUACAACUCCCUCUUCUCCUCAAACCUCCCAACCCAGAGCAUUCUCAGUCCUCCUCCCUGCCCCUCCCACUCCCUCUCCCCUCUGCCCUCCUCUCUCCCCACCCUCACUUUGCAGAGAGAUUCAUGGCUGCAGAGCUAGUAUUGACCUUCGUACACGGUGUCUCUGGAGGCGAUGUGAUUCAGUGAUUGGCCAAUAGUGAGUGCUCAUGUUGUCUGUGAGUUAGAAGAGAAGCCAAGCCAUCAGAUCCGUGGUUCCCGAACCACCUGCUGGUCUCAUAUGUGCAAAGUUCAUAAUAAAUCUAUUAUCAAAGUAUAUAACCCUGAGCUUCGUUUCCUUGCAUGCAAUCACAGUAAACCCAAGAAACACAAGACUCAGUGAAAGACUGCACCCAACAAAUAACUAAUGUACAAAAGACAACGAACUCCGCAAAUAUGAAAAUAAAAAUCAGUUCCCUGGACGUAGAUUCCACACGGCUGCCUUGUCCUGGCAAUUACAUGAACAUUAGUUGGGUAAAAGCCACCGAACAGCGCAGUACAGGAACAGACCAUGAAGGUGACCUUACAGAACCAUAGAGAAAGUGAAUGAUCAUAGUCCUUUUCACAAAGUAGGGGAGGCUAAAACUAUACUUUGUGGCUCGGUGAGGCGGAAAAAUUAA